This is a messenger RNA of Sander lucioperca (pikeperch), 4665 nucleotides long. RefSeq names its product phosphatase domain containing paladin 1a (gene pald1a). The coding region runs from base 211 to 2892 and encodes 893 amino acids. The record is from RefSeq and is a predicted model, not a curated record. Lineage: Eukaryota; Metazoa; Chordata; Actinopteri; Perciformes; Percidae. The transcript has 20 exons.
UCCAGCAUCAUAUUGGAGGGAGGACGAGCGUGAGUAGGACGCUGUCUGAAAGCUGGAACUCCUAACGUUUUUGCCCAAUGCCAAGCGACUGGGCACUUUGAGCUCCCACGAGGGUUUUUCCCCCUGACGGGCUGGCCGAAGGGCUUUCAAAAGAGGAAGAUUUCUUUUUGAAUGUGAUGCCAAGUUCUCACACUCCUUUUCUCACCCACCAUGGCGGAAAACAAGCAGCAAAGAAAAGGAUCUGGAAGUACAAAUCGCUCCUCAUCUCACACCUGCUUGUGGAGCAUGGGUACAACUGCCAGUGCCGCGCCACAGCCUGUUUCUGUAGCGUCACCACUUGAGAGUGUCCUUGCCAACGGGAUGGCCGACAGCAGGCAGUCUCUCAGCAUGAGCCCCUUUCAGACAGUCAACAUCCACAACAACAAGGCCAAGUCCAUUAUCACCAACAAAGUCGCACCUGUCGUCAUCACGUAUAAUUGCAGACAGGAAUUUCAGAUUCACGAUGAAAUCCUCAAGACCAACUAUAAAGUGGGCCGGAUAUCAGACACUAUGCCCGAGCACUACUUGGUGCAGGGGGAGUACUUCAUGGUCCAGGAUGUGUACAGCAAGGCAGAUGUCCUCAAUACCACGGGCAGCUAUGGAGCGCCCAACUUCCGCCAAGUCAAGGGAUCCUACCCGCUGUAUGGGAUGGGUCAGCCGAGCCUGAAUGGCUUCAAACACGUUCUUCAGAGGCUCCAGGCGCAAGGACACGAGGAGGUUAUAUUCUUCUGUGUAAGAGAGGAGCCGGUGGUUUUCCUGCACAAGGACGACAACUUUGUGCCGUACACCCCCAGGAGGAAGGAAAACCUCCACGAGAACCUUCAUGGCCUGGAAAAGGAGGAGCUGGUGGAGAGCCUGGAGAUCACUAUUAGGAAGGAGCUCCACGACUUUGCCAAGCUCAACGAAAACAUCUUCUACGUCUACAAUGAUAUCGAGUACUUUAAAGACGAGCCACAGAAGAUCUCCAUCACGUGUGAGGAGGACAUCCAUGUGACUGAGGAGGUCUAUAAGAGGCCCAUGUUCACCAUGCCGGCUUACAGGUACUUCAGAUUACCACUACCAAUGGAGGGAGCACCAUUGGAAGAAGACUUUGACGCAUUUGUUAAUAUACUCAGGGAGAGGCCCAGCUUGUCUCUGGGCCACGAUGCGUCCCGUCCGCUGCCUGCUCUGCUCUUCAGCUGCCAGGUGGGCGUCGGCCGAACCAAUUUAGCCAUGAUCCUGGGCACUCUGGUCAUGAAUCGUGUGAGGGGUGAUUCACAACUACAAGUUGAGGAAGCUGCAGCUUCAGAGCCCAAACCAUUGUUUCAGGUCAUCCAGUCUCUGAUCAACAAGCUGCCUAAUGGACAGCAGGUCAUGGAAGAGGUUGACCAGGCUAUCACCCUGUGUUCAGAAAUGCACAACAUAAAAGCAGCAAUAUAUGAAAACAAGAGUAAGCUGGAAGGGAUCGGAGAAGAUUAUCAAAUUCAGGGAAGCAGUACCAAAGACUACUUUCUAAACCGAACCAUGCAGAGCUUGGAGCGCUACUUCUACUUGAUUGUAUUUAAUGCAUACCUUCAUGAACAGUAUCCUCUUGCCUUUGUGUCCAACUUCAGCCAGUGGAUGUGCUGCCAUACAUGGCUGUACAGGUUACUGGCCUGCAUGGACCUAUCAGAGCUGUCAGCUCCGGCCGAGCUGGUCACCAGAGGAGCUCGCGUCCUGGUUGCUGAUGAGUGUUUGGCUCCUGACGUGCUCAGCACAGUGAAGGAGAUGAAGGCGGUCAACUUCAGACGAGUGCCCAAGAUGCCUGUUUAUGGAAUGGCUCAGCCAACAUCAGAGGCUACCGGAGCAGUUUUGGCCCAUCUGACGGAUGAGAAGAGGAAGCACAACCACGUGUUGUGGGUCAACUUGCAGGAGGAGCUGGUGCUGGAAGGGAACGGUCAGAUUUUUACACCAAGGGAGCCUUCGUGCCUGGACCAGCACAUUCCUAUCCCAUUGUCUGACCCACAGCUAAUAGAGAAACUAGAGACGUCUCUGAAAGAGGAGAUCCUGCGAGCUCAGAAGUGGCUUGAGGUGACCCUGGAGCAAGAGAAACAGAUGAAGAUGUUUAAAAGCUGCCUGACAGUCCAGGAGAUCUUCAAUCAGCACAAAAGCUCCCACCAAGGCCUUAUCAGCAAACGCAUCCCCCUGCCGGACUGCAGCGCGCCCACCGAGGAGGAUUUUGAUAAGCUGUUGGAGGCCAUGAAGAGUGCCUUGGCUGAGGACUCUCACUCAGCCUUUGUUUUUAACUGCUCCAACGGCAAAGGCAGGACCACGACCGCCAUGGUUGUCUCUGUUCUGACUCUGUGGCACUUUAAUGGUUUUCCAGAGUUUGGCGAUGAUGAGUUUGUGAGUGUUCCUGACGCCAAGUACACAAAAGGAGAAUUUGAGGUUGUAAUGCAGCUGGUGCGUCUGCUCCCCGACGGCCAUAGGAUGAAGAGGGAGGUGGAUAUGGCCCUGGACUCUGUCAGCGAGACCAUGACCCCCAUGCACUACCAUCUGCGAGAGAUCAUCAUCUGCACGUACAGACAGAUCAAAAGUGGUAAAACGGAGAAGGAGUGUCAGCAGCUGCUGCUGAGGAGCUUGCAGUACCUGGAGCGCUACAUUUACCUCAUCCUCUUCAACACAUACCUGCAUCUAGAGAAGAAAGACUCCUGGCAGCGCUCCUUCACUCUCUGGAUGGAACAGGUGGCUGCCAGAGCCGGAGUUUAUGACAUCCUCAACCAGCUGGGCUUCUCAGAGUUUGAAAACCCGAGGGACACGCCGCUGGCCAGACUGCGCUGCCGCUGGCAACAGCAAAACAUGCAGUCACUUCCUUUCCGAGGGGAGUUCAUCUGAGAGAGGAUCACUGUGAAUGCACCAAAACAGUACUGUGUUUUUCAGAUUAAAAGACAUUUACAUUACCAUUAUUACGCCUUCUAUAUUUACCCAUGUAUAAUGCAUAUUUUCACUUCAUCUAUUGUUUGUGCUAUUGCUUUUUUAUUUUAUUUUUUUCAACACACUAGCGAUGUUAACAUUUGUUUUAGGUGUUUCAGUGUUGAAUCUUAGCAGAAUGUUGCUCCUAUAUUAGAAGUUGAUAUUUGUGCCUUUUUGUAUGAAUGGUAGAACAUAGAAUUUCAAUUUACUAAUAUUUAUGUUUAUGUUACGUUUUUCAAAUUAAGGUUUCUUUAUGAGUUCUCACUUUUGAAGAUGAGACAGCUUUUUAAAACGUCUGUUGGAACAAGCUGAGUUAAAUACUGUUAUGGAGGACACAAGCAAAUUCCACUGUGUUGUCAACCAACAAUUUUGGUUGUAUGUCACAACUGUUUGCUGUUUUGCGUGACCUGAUAUUUUGCUUGAGCCCUGUCCUUUUCUUCUUAGCACGGCUGUCAUCAGUGGCUGUGCAUUUGUUCAACUUGAGGUUUUCCAUUUUUCCCCCGUGUACAUAUGAAGGUUGUUAUUUAAAUGUGUCUGAGUUUCCUAAAGCCGAUCAGAGUGGAUGUUGUUGAGAGGAGAUUUGCGCAAUAUGCUGUCGGUCAGAGGUUUUUUUUUAGAGUAUAACACCAGUAAUGUGUCAAUCUGUUUCUUUUAACAUUUAUUUACACGUGUCAUGAAACAGGUACUAACAGUACAGCAUGUCAGGAAUUUUUGUGUUGGUUUGAUUUUACUUUAAAGUUGUAAAUGUGUCUUUGUAUUUGAUGUGUAAACAUUGAAGCAAUGUUGCUUAAAAGUUGCAAACAUAUACUUUUUGUCUAAUGUUUGAAUGAAAUGCUAACAUCACUUCCUUAACAUGAUGUGAAAACCCAGGAAUAUUGUCCUUUUUUUUUAUAUUUCGCAUUCUUCUUCCUUGUCAAAACGUGACGCCUACAUUAUCCACAAUGCAACUUGACCACCAACAGUUUGGCCGGAGAUUUGUCUGUGUUAUGCUAGUAGUAUUGCAAGUGACAUUACUUGAUAAAUACACCAUUUAACAACUGCAGCUCAUGUUAGUGGCAUCACCUGGAAUGAGACAAGCGCUAGUUAAAUUGCAUUGUCAGCCAAUCAGGGCAACACUUAGACCAUUGUUUUUGUUGAUUCAAUGCCAAUUAUUGUUUGGCAUGCCUACAGUACAUUUCGGAAAUACCUUGUCCUGUAGGGCAUUUAUUUAAUUUCUAACACCUUUUAUUUGUUUGAUUAUUUUGUUAUUCUUUAAUUUGCUAACAUUUGUUUAGUUGUAACUUGUAGCUCAGAGUGUGCUUUAAAAACAUGAAUCCUGCCUUAAAACCAGAAAAAUAAGCCAGAAAAUAAAUCCCUUCCUGCAGAUGCCUCUCAUUACCAUGUUUUUUUUUCUUUUCUGUCAAUGUGUCAAAACAUUUGUGCUGUAUAUAAUUGAUUCAGACUAAUUGAGCAAAAAGAUAAUGGAAUGGACAUUGAAAUACCUUUUUUUGUUUGAGAGAAUAUUACAAACUUCGUUGUAUGAGUUGAUUACACAAAGUACAUGUGCAGGUUGUAAAAACACCUAACUUCUUAGCCAUGCUCUAAAGUUGAUGUGUUUUUUUUCACACAGGCACUCUUAGAGGAAAUGCAUUAGCUUUUAUUCACUGUAUGUGCCAUUUUCUUUUUUGGGGAAAUAAAAUAAAUAAUUUAAAUAGA